AUGCAACAGUGGUUAUUUGGCGUCGCUCAAGAUUGGAAUCAAUCAUUUGGGGCUGCGAACCAUUUUCUUGGGAUGAAUUUUGGCGAGGGUUUCGCCCGGGGAUUUGGCAUUCAAAAAGCGGAGGAGUUGGUGACUGAAUCUUCUGAAUCUUGGUUCCCGAAUUUGGGAGAAAACCUUAGGGUUUCAGUGCAAGAAGAAGUUCCCAUUGAGAAGCCAAGAAUGACAAUGUUCAAUGGGGAGAACCCUAGGAGUUGGCUUCUAAACUGUAUGAAUUACUUUUCUGCUCAUAAGGAUGAUUUUAGAAAUAAGAUGUUUUGUGAUGAUCAUGAAUCUAUGGCGAUGCAUAUUGCGAGCGAUGAUGCCAUAGUUGAUGAUGAACUUGGUGAAACUCUUGAUGUCUUUAAUUUUGUUGCAACUGGUUUAAUUGAAUCCAAUUAUAGUCAUGAUUUUGGUCUUAAUGAUACUGUUUUGGGACCCGGUGGCAAAUUGAGUGAAUUGCUGAUUGAAACUACUCCACCACGAUAUGUGAAAUCAAACAUGACUUGUGAUGUGAGUUGCACUGGAGAUUUAGAUGAAGGAACCUGUGUUGUAGUUUCCUUUUAUGACAUUUGUAGCCUUGAGGGAAAGGCUGGUUUCAAGGAGGGAGGAAUUGUGUUAUGGCAAAUAUGGGAGUAUGAAAUUUGGAAUGAGGCGGAUAAUGUCUUGAAUUGUAUGUUGAAGGAGAAGUUCAUCAAUUAUAGAAUGUUAUGCUCGAGUGGUGGCACCACUGAGUUCAGGAAAAGCAAAACUUCUGGUUUUCAAAGUCUGAUGCAGGGGCUGCAAGUAAGUGGUUGUGAGGGUAGUAUCGUAGUAAUAACCAUUGAAAAUGAUAUGAACUACAUUUGGAUAAUCGCUUGGUACACCUUAGAAGCUUUUAUUGGGAAAAGAGAAGUAGUUGUUAUGUACCUGAUGAUUGUCAUUGUCAAGGUCGAGGUUUCCAGCAUAAUUCAUCUGCAAUUCGUGAUAUUGGUCAUCUCUGGGAAUCGCUUUUUGGAUGUUUCAACAAUUUUGGAUCGGGACAAGCUAGCUGAAGUUGGUGCUGUUACAGUCAAUUGUAGUCUUUUCCGGAUUACUGAGUAUUGA
Messenger RNA from Oldenlandia corymbosa var. corymbosa, 1122 nucleotides. Lineage: Eukaryota; Viridiplantae; Streptophyta; Magnoliopsida; Gentianales; Rubiaceae. The record is from the annotation of a GenBank genome assembly.